UCACAGGGAGGCGUGGCCGGCGUUUGGUCACGUGCCACCGCCGUUGAAUCCCGCAGGUCAACGGACUGAACGGAACAGACUCGCCGGACGAAUCCGCCGCGAUUACCGGAGCGCCGCCGUGAACCUCACACAGUUCAUUAUGUCGGCGAUUCAGCGGAUGAAAGUCGCGAACGAGAAACACAGCAAGACGAUCACGCAGAGAGGACACGUGCAAAAAAACACGCGGGUGGUAAAUGAAGACAAGAAUCCCGUGGGUCCGUGGCUUCUGGCGCUCUUUGUGUUCGUGGUCUGUGGUUCAGCGAUCUUUCAGAUUAUCCAGAGUAUCAGGCAGGGCAUGUAAGCGCUGAGAUGUCUGCGUUCUGGAGAUCUGUGUGAACAUCACAAUCACUUUCUCAAUCUUCUGCACUGAGAUGUUUUCUUCCGCUAUUCCUCUGACAUCCGUUUGAUGAUAACUUUUAUUUGUGUGUGUGUGUGUGUGUGUGUGUGUGUGUGUGUGUGAUCUGUUCAUAACUCACGAUAAACUCAUUAGCUCUCAGUCUCAUUAUUUUAUCAUGUGUUACCUGUUUCAGUUCUACACUGAUUUUAUUUUAUUUUCAAUAAACAUGAGAUUACGAGAUUUUGUAUCAAUUCACGGAAAUGGCCAUGUGUAAAUUCAAACAUUACAAUUUUCUUCCUCACUGUUACAGUACAUUGAUGCUGUGUUAUAAUGAUUUUAUACAAAUAAAAGGUAUUUUCUCUA
Paramisgurnus dabryanus is the source of this 739-nucleotide messenger RNA. Its product is annotated as stress-associated endoplasmic reticulum protein 1. Gene Ontology annotation, biological process: endoplasmic reticulum unfolded protein response. The record is from RefSeq and is a predicted model, not a curated record. Gene Ontology annotation, cellular component: endoplasmic reticulum. Lineage: Eukaryota; Metazoa; Chordata; Actinopteri; Cypriniformes; Cobitidae.